This is a messenger RNA of Anopheles aquasalis, 1868 nucleotides long. RefSeq lists its product as uncharacterized. NCBI's taxonomy places the organism in Eukaryota, Metazoa, Arthropoda, Insecta, Diptera, Culicidae. The record is from RefSeq and is a predicted model, not a curated record. Gene Ontology annotation, molecular function: zinc ion binding. Gene Ontology annotation, cellular component: nucleus.
UCUAGCGUUUUCUGUUUUAGGAGAAAGUAUUUUUGUGGUCGACUGUGAUAGUAAGUUUAACGUGAAAGUAGUAACCUACGGAAAUGGAAGGUGCCGAAUGCUUCGACGCGCUGUGCCGCAUCUGCUCGUCUCCCGGAUCACACAGCAUUUUUACGCGUAUACCCUCAUUUCUGCACGACCACUAUCGGGAAUAUGCUCGCUGGAAACAACCGAUCUACCUGUUGAUUGUCGAGGUCACCGGAGUUGAGAUCACCAACAACGAUUCGCUACCGAAGAAGAUCUGUGAGUUGUGCAUCUCGUACCUGAAACAUGCGUACACCUUCCGACGCCAGGCACUCGACAAUAUUGCGGGGCUGCUGGCGGCCAAGUACCUGUCCAGUCACCAUCAUAUAACCCAGAAGAAGGACAAACAGUUGCCAAAGGUAGCGGAUAGCGAUUCUUCGCAUGAUAUCAUUCCAUUGGAGGGAACACUAGCAGCAGAUGGUGGCGCAUAUCGUAACGUGAAUCUUGCCUCGUUCACCGAUCUCAACGGUCAGUCGGCGUUGAAACAGCCCAAGAAAAAGAUGAUGCACCGAUUCGUUGCCAAGAAACCACCCAACAACAACGCGGAGGAAGAGCCCGAGUUUCUCAGCAAGCUGGCAGUAGCCGAUGGCAUCUUCGGGUACCGUGAGAAGGUGUUCGUGGAGGACGAUGUGAUGGAGCUGGAUGGGCUGGGAGAGCACGGCAUCACCUUCACGUUGCCCGAGGACUACAAGGAAAAGAAAUGUUUCGCCUGUCGAAAGCGUUUCAUGUUUUCGGAAACGUACACCGAACACCUCAACGAGUGUUUGUUGUACAAGCUGACCGAGGCGAUCCGCUCGCUCCGUGACAUGUUGACCCUGAAGGAGCAAAGUGCAAUAUCAACGUUUGACUUUAUGCGCCGAGCUGUAUUCACGAUUCGAAAGUGCUACCAACUGGUACGCUCGUACGAUGGCGAGGUAGGCGAUGGCCCAAUGCUCGAGCUCCCUGAUGGCACUGCCGGGGAGGAAUCGGCAGUUGAUGGCAUUGGGCCUUCCAUACUGGAUUCGCUCAGUGAAAGUGAUUCCUCCAAUUCACUCUCGACGGUUAAACCACUACCCAGGACGGCGUACCCGUACGAAUCAGCUUCCAUGAACAACGGCGCCCCAUCGAUGUUACCGUCCAGCAUCGACAAUACCAUGCAGCUACCGAGGGCGAACGUGUCACGGAAAGCCCUUGUGCCACCAAUGGCUGCAUUUCAUUCGAAUCUGGCAAUCAUUAAGAAUCGUCUCACGAAAACGGAGGCGGAAGAGGUGAACGAAAACAGUGGCUCAGCGCAAAUCUACAAGACGAUCAAAUGUAAAAAGUGUGACGCACGAUUUGUUACCAUCUCGCACCUCGAUGAGCACACGAAGAAGGUACAUCAGUCCAAGGUGCGAACGCUCAUCUGAUUCUGAGCCGGAAUGGUGAACCGCAGCAAGACUGAAAGCCACGCCACGGAGUGAUUCCAAUGCUCAUCCAUUUGUUUAGCGCAUUAAAAAUCACAUACCAUUAACGAUGAUCAUACCAUAAACGAUUAACAUACCAUUAAUGAUCUAGUAUGCAGAGAUUGAGCUAAUUUCUUUUCUAAUGUUGUGAUUUAUUUAAAAAUAUCUGAAUCGAAACAACAUAUUUAACGUUUGAGGUAGAGUCAUAAUCAAUUGCACGCGAUGGUCCUAGGCUCUAUCGAUGGCUGUAUUUUAUUAAAUUGUUUGUUUGCUUGAGGGUUUUACUUGUGGCACGUUAUUACAUAAAUUAUUUAAUUACCACUGCCGUGUGUACUUCGUUUAUGCACAAACUACAAUCAACAAUGCUGUACUUCAAUGAGCUGU